AUGGCCGCUCCCGCUACCGUUCCCGCCAGAAGAUCGACACCGGGAUACGCCUCGUCUCUGGUCCCCCGGUCUCCGGCUCCGUCCCCGUCUCCGGUUCUGCCGUCGGUCCUGGCUCUGGCUCUCGCUCUAGCUCCGGCUCCGGCCCUACCUCUCGGUCUGUCUCCGCUGCUGUCUCCACCAGCGCGUCCCCGGCCCCGUCUCCUCCCCAACCCGGUUCUCAGCCGUCGCUGGCCCCCUCUCGGCGCGUCUCUCAGCUCGCCUCAUGGGAGGUGCCCUGGUAGCCUAGUGCCUUGGUUUUGUCGCACGUGGCGGCCGUACCCCCCGCGACGCAGUCCACCGACGCUAGGAGCAGAUCAUGGGCCAUUGCAUGGACUGACGGUGAAAAGAGAGCAGAGAGUCCAUGUCGACGACCUGAAGGAAUAUAUCACCCGUCUUCCCAAGACGGAAUAUGAACAAUGGAUGGCUCGCCAACAGGGUGGUGUGUCCUUGAUUGACUUAACUUGCCCCGGCGGCGGUGGUGUUAUCGGCCUUGGCCAUCUCGUCUUUGGGCGCAUCUUCGGGUGUUUUGUCGGCAUCAGCCUCGGUCUGCUCUAUAUCCUUAAAUGUAUAUUAUGGUUUGUUAGUAUUAUCCUCGGUCUGCUGCGUAUGCCUAUGCUGUUGGGCGGCCUGGCUUCUAACUUAGUUAUAGACUUAUGA
This is a messenger RNA of Ilyonectria robusta, 696 nucleotides long. RefSeq lists its product as uncharacterized. Bases 1 to 696 code for a protein of 231 amino acids. The transcript has a single exon. NCBI's taxonomy places the organism in Eukaryota, Fungi, Ascomycota, Sordariomycetes, Hypocreales, Nectriaceae. The record is from RefSeq and is a predicted model, not a curated record.